AUAGAUAACUCUUCUAUCACCGAACGCAAUAGUAAUAUAUACUCACACUCUGUCAUGACGCCACCUCAAUGUUCAACCAAUGACGAUGGCGGCGGCUUUCGCCUCCGCAUUCCGCUGCUGGAUGACGACAGCUACCAUGAUGAUUCCGGGAACAGGGUACUUUCACAGAAAACGAUCGAUAAGUUUCGCAGCGAUGGCUUUGCGGUUUUUCCUAACGUUCUAUCCCCGGACGCCGUUGACGCCCUGAACGAUCGCUUGGAAGACGUCCUGCGGGGGGUCUACGACCGGGGGCAAAAACCCGACAAGACUCCGCGCCUUCUUAAAAGUCAUAAGCCACAGUCACUGCCUCGUGACGAAUCCACGUAUCCAUCGAACGUCGAAACCGAAAACCCAGAAAUAGCGGCAGCAGCAGAAAUAGAACCGAAAGGCAGUGGCAAGAAGAAAAAACACAGAAAAAAGAAGGGAUCCCCUUCCGUCGGGCCCAUCGGGUUCAGCGGAAACCUUGAAAACGUUAAGGUGCUACAAAUCAUCAACAUCCACAAGGCGGAUUCCCUUUUUCGGAGGCUCGAAACCAGCGCCAGCCUGGCGAAAAUCGUUGCCGAGCUUGCCGGAUGGGAGGAAGGUGCCCGUCUCGCCCAGGACCAGGUCUGGGCCAAGCCGCCGGGGGCACCCCCGCUGGUCUUCCAUCGAGACUCGCCCUAUUUCAUGUUCGAUCCCCCGGACGUCGUCACCGUCUGGCUGGCCCUGGACGACAUGGACGGAGCCCUGGGCCCGCUGGAAUACGUGAAGGGGAGCCACCUGUGGGGGGACGGCCGCGUUGGAUCGGCCAAGCAGUUCUUCCAGGCCGACACCAGGAGCCUCCUUCGCUCGGCUGCGGAACGAGAGGGAAUUCCCGAGGCAGACCUGGAAUUCGUCAGCAUGGAGGGACUGGAGCGUGGCGGCCUCUCGGUCCACCACGGGAGGAUCUGGCACGGGUCGGCCGGGAAUUCCAGCACCUCGUUGCCACGGCGGGGCCUCGGCCUCCACUUUGUCCCCUCCACCGUGAGAUUUACGGCGGAUACAGCGAAGAGCAAGCUGUGGAAAUCUUACGUGGAGGACUUGGAGGGCGAUCCAUCGGAAGUGGAGCUGCCCGAGGAAGAUUUUCCGUUGUCGACAGCUCUUUAGAUUGGAAUUUUGAGAGAAGAGUAGUAUGGUAGAAAGCAAGCACAGUAGACAGUGGGAUUGGAAACUCAAUGUGGUAGAAGGUAUUAUUAAUUGUAGAACAAUGAGGGAAUCUACAAUUUGCACAG
Molecule: messenger RNA, 1289 nt
Organism: Pseudo-nitzschia multistriata
Lineage: Eukaryota; Bacillariophyta; Bacillariophyceae; Bacillariales; Bacillariaceae
Source: the annotation of a GenBank genome assembly